AUGAAACCUUCGUUCUUCCUCUUCGCGACCUCGAGCUUUCCGUUCCAAGCUUGGCCUCGCUCCAGCGAUUGCGAGGUGAGGAGAUUCCUUGCGUCGCUCAAGGAAUGCUCUCGAUCCCGGGGUAAGAAAAUCCACGCCGAGGCGGAGCGCUGCGGCCUCGAUUCCAAUGCGUUCGUGACGAGCAACCUGGUGAAUCUCUAUGGCAAGUGCGGCAGCAUGGACGAGGUGCGCAGGGCUUUCGACCGGAUGGAUUGCCCCGACCCCGUCGCGUGGAAUUCUCUCAUUCUGGGCUAUGCCGAGAAUGGGCAUGGCGGGGUUGCGCUCCAGCUCUUCCUGGACAUGGAAUCGCGAGGCUUGCAAGGGAGUUCUGUCACGUUUAUUGGAUUGCUCAAGGCCUGCGCGAGCCUCGCAGGGAAGGAACAUGGGAAGGUUUUUCAAGAUCUAGAGCUCGUCGUGAAGUUUUCUUCUGUCGAGAGAGGAAUGGCUCUUCACUCCCUGGCCGCUGCAAGGGGAAUCGACACAAACGUUUUGGUAGCUAGCAGCCUGGUGGAAUGUAUGCUCGGUGUGGAAGCGUGGUGGAUGCGUGGAAGACGUGUGGACGCUCGUUUGGGCUCUCAAAGCUCGGUAGCCUUGAGGCUUGGCCGGAUACUUCAUGAAGAGAUCACGAGCUUGGGGUUCCAGUUCCAAGUUCCAGGGAGCUGUGAUCUCUUCGUUGGUUGGUUGAUUUCUAUAGCAGCUAUGGAAAGUGGAGCUGGUGUUUUACACAUAGUUAGUGGUGGCGUAAUUGAGUUUGUUAACGUGCUUUUCUGUGAGUUGGAGCUCACUUAUCGCAGGCUACAGCCACCAAGGAGACAGCAAUCAAGUGAUGUGACGAGGGCACAGCAGCUCGAGGAAGCUGUGGAGAUGGUGGAAGCUAUGCCAUUUGAAGCCACAAUGGUCACUUGGACGAGUUUGCUGGGUGCUUGCUCCAAGUGGAAGGAUGAGAGAGUGGAGAAGAUUGCUUGUGACAACAUCCUCUCUCUCCUGUGA
Selaginella moellendorffii is the source of this 1029-nucleotide messenger RNA. RefSeq names its product putative pentatricopeptide repeat-containing protein At3g23330. Gene Ontology annotation, biological process: RNA modification. NCBI's taxonomy places the organism in Eukaryota, Viridiplantae, Streptophyta, Lycopodiopsida, Selaginellales, Selaginellaceae. The record is from RefSeq and is a predicted model, not a curated record. Gene Ontology annotation, molecular function: protein binding; RNA binding. The transcript is spliced from 5 exons. The coding region runs from base 1 to 1029 and encodes 342 amino acids.